UGAGUUUACUGCGCCCACCGUUGUAGAGGUUUGUGUACUCUGCUUACGUUGUAUCAAUCGUCAUCUUUCCUCCUGCUGCCGUCACUGCAGCUACAAAUGCAUUUCUGCUCAGUCCGGGUCUGACUCUGGUGUCGCCCUCUCGCUGUGCGAUAUCGUUAUUGUAUACGGAUUUAGUAUCACCGCCUCAUUCAGCCUCUUUAACUUUGUUUUUGUACUGGGACUUGUUUAAUUUAGCCAAAGGUAAACAAAUCGUCUAAGUGGCCAGCCUCGACAGCCGUUUUCUUUUUUUUUUUUUUUUUUUCCCACCAAGGGGAAACCACGGAAAUCUAAAGCGAACAUGGGAGAUAUCAAGCAGUUUUUAUAUGCUUGGUGUGGUAAACAGAAGGUCACUCCUGUUUACGAAUUCAACACUGGUGGACCGAAACAUAAACCUCGGUUCAAAUGUGAAAUUCGGGUUGAUAGUUUCGACUACAUUGGUGUUGGUAAUUCAACAAACAAAAAAGAUUCCCAAGCAAAUGCUGCUAGGGAUUUUGUCCAGUUCUUAGUUCGGCAGGGACAGGUCCAACAAUCAGAAGUGCCUACUUUAACUGUUGGCAUGGGUGCUGGGACAGCAGAAACUGUGUCUGGAAAUGACACACCUGCAGAUGAUAUGACUGAUUCUGGAAUAUCUUCUGGUGGCUCUUUCCCUGGAUUAGACGCUAACAGAGACAUUCCUGCUUAUCAAAGGGGCCCACCAAUGAGUUAUUUGGACCGACUUGCAGAAAAAAGGAAAUUGGAAGAAUCAGAAGAUCUUGACUUGAAUGCGAGUAUUCACGGCAACUGGACACUGGAAAAUGCUAAAAGCAGACUCCAUCAAUUUCUGCAGCAAAAUAAAAUACAAGCUGAUUAUAAAUAUUCUAUGAUAGGUCCAGAUCAUAAUCGGAGCUUCAUUGCCGAGAUGAAAAUCUAUGUCAAAUCUAUUGGGAAGCAUGUAUCAUCACGAGAGCAUGGUUCAAAUAAACAAGUGGCUUCCAAAUCAUGUGCUUUGUCUUUGGUGCGCCAACUCUAUCACAUGAAUGUUAUUGAAGCUUACACCGGUUUGAAGAAAAAGAAAGAUGCUGAUAAGAUACCACCAUUUGAAGUUUCCAUUUGUCCUGAAUUGGAAACUAGUCUGGAUGAAGCUUUGAAUGCAUGGAAUAUUGAGCCUAUUCAAGUACCUGCUGAAAUUUCCCCGGAGCCAUUCUCACUAGUAACUCAUACUCAACUGGAUGAAUUUGUUCCUGCACCUAAACGUCCUCAACCAGGUGUGGUUUCUUGGUGUCCACCACAACCCAACUGGAACCCUUGGACAAAUUGUAACAUCGACGAAGGUCCUUUGGCUCAUGCCUCAAUGGAACAAAUCAGUCAGGAUGUGUACCGGUCACUAGAAGAACAGAGAGCCAAUGAUAGAGAUCUUCAGGCUAUGCUCCAUGAUCGAAGCAAGUUACCUAUCAAUCAAUCUAGAGAUCAUAUUGUACAAGUUAUUAAAUCUUCCCCGGUUGUUCUCAUAAGAGGAGAAACUGGAUGCGGUAAAACAACACAGGUCCCUCAGUUUAUUUUGGACGGCAUGGUUGCAGAAGGCAAGGGUGCUGACUGUAAUAUAAUUGUGACUCAGCCUAGAAGAAUCAGUGCCGUAUCCAUCGCCGAAAGGGUCGCUAUGGAAAGGAAUGAGAACUUGGGGCUGAGUACUGGCUACAGUGUCAGAUUUGAAAGUGUUCUACCUCGGCCCUAUGCGGCUAUUCUCUAUUGUACAUUAGGAACAUUAUUACGACGAUUAGAGAAUGGCUUGCGUGGUGUUUCUCAUGUAAUUGUUGAUGAAAUCCAUGAAAGAGACAUAAAUACUGACUUCUUGUUGGUGUUACUCCGGGAUAUGUUAGCAACUUAUAGUGAACUGCGUGUUGUACUUAUGUCUGCUACUGUAGAUGUAACUCUGUUCUGUGAAUACUUCGGCAAUUGUAGAGUGGUGGAAGUUUAUGGCCGAGUUUUUCCAGUUCAAGAUUAUUUCUUAGAGGAUUGUAUUCAAAUGACAAAUUUUGUGCCACCACCAUCAGAUAGAAAGAAAAAGAAAGAGAAAGAUGAGGAUGGAGAAGAUGGUGACAAAGAGGAAAAUUGCAAUUUGCUAAUAUCUGGUGAUUACUCAGAAGCCACUCGAAGAGCAAUGGCUAUGUUAAAUGAGAAAGAAAUGUCAUUUGAAUUAAUUGAAGCAUUACUACAAUACAUCAAAAGUCUGAAUAUUCCCGGUGCUGUCUUAAUUUUCUUACCUGGCUGGAAUCUCAUCUUUGCUCUACAGAAACACCUGGAGAUGUCGGCUGACUUUGGCUCCUCAAGGUAUCGAAUUCUUCCUUUACAUUCACAAAUACCCCGAGAAGACCAAAAGAAAGUGUUUGAAAGCGUACCAUGUGGAAUUACGAAGAUUAUUCUCUCAACCAAUAUUGCUGAGACCAGUGUGACCAUCAAUGAUGUCGUCUAUGUCAUUGACUGUUGCAAAGCUAAAAUGAAACUCUUCACUUCACACAACAACAUGACUAACUAUGCUACUUUAUGGGCUUCCAAAACUAAUUUGGAACAACGCCGUGGGCGUGCUGGACGUGUUCGGCCUGGAUUCUGCUUUCAUCUUUGUAGCAGAGCCAGGUAUGAAAGACUAGAACAACAUACAACACCUGAAAUAUUCCGCACACCACUUCAUGAAUUAGCAUUGGCUAUCAAACUGCUAAGGCUCGGGUCUAUUGGUUUAUUUUUGGCCAAAGCUGUUGAGCCACCUCCUAUUGAUGCUGUUAUUGAAGCUGAAGCCCUAUUAAAAGAAAUGCGUGCUCUUGAUUCUAAUGAUGAAUUAACUCCUUUGGGCCGUAUUCUUGCCAGACUUCCUAUUGAACCUCGCUUAGGAAAAAUGAUGAUUUAUGGUUGCCUGUUUUACUGUGGAGAUGCUGUGUGUACAGUUGCUGCUAGCACUACGUUUCCAGAACCAUUUAUAACACAUGACCGGAAGCGCCUUGGCUGGAUACAUAAAAAUCUGGCUGGUACAAGAUGCAGUGAUCAUGUAGCCUUAUUGAAUGCAUUUCAACUUUGGGAAGAUGCUCGUAUGUCUGGUGAAGAUAGUGAAGCUUGCUUUUGUGACAAUAAAUCUCUUUCAAUGCCAACAUUGCGAAUGACAUGUGAAGCAAAGAAUCAGUUAAGAGAUAUUCUUACCAAUACUGGUUUCCCAGAAGAAUGUAUGUUGCCCAAAGUAUACAAUUACACUGGACCCGAUGGUAAUUUAGAUAUUGUGACAACGCUCUUAUGUAUGGGUCUUUAUCCUAAUGUUUGCUAUCAUAAAGAAAAGCGUAAGGUACUCACUACUGAAAGCAAGCAUGCCUUAGUUCAUAAAUCAUCAGUGAACUGCAGUAAUUUUGAAAUUCAUUUUCCUUCUCCUUAUUUCAUAUUUGGGGAAAAGAUACGUACUCGUGCUGUGUCUUGCAAACAAAUGACAAUGGUAACACCCAUCCAGUUACUGCUCUUUGCUUCUCGCUCAGUGACAUUUCAUGAAGAAUUGGUUAUUCUUGAUGAAUGGAUUAAUUUAAAAAUGAACCCUAAUAUUGCUGCCAAAAUUGUCGCUCUCCGUCCGGCCAUGGAAGCCCUAAUAGUGCGAGCCACCCAGAACCCAGCUGUAAUUAACCAGCCAGGACCCCAAGAGUCUUCGCUGAUGAGUGCUGUGAGAUUUUUAUCUCAACCAAAUGCUGGUCGCUUUGGACUUGCUGACCAGACCGAAAAUGGACCCCCAAACAAAUUUGCUCGGUUCGGUGGAGGUGGGAGAGGAUUUCGGAACUUCAGCCGAGGGGGCAGCUUUGAGGGUGGGUCCCGAGGAUAUGGGGGUGGCUAUGGCAGUAAUUACCGUGGUGGGAUGAGUACAGGGUUCACCAACAACUGGAGAGGUGGUGGCGGGUACCGCGGUGGAUACAAUCGUGGUGGUGGGUAUAACAGAGGUGGAGGUUAUCAGCGAUCUGGGGGUGGUGGGGGUUACUACUGAAUUCAAUAAAAUACCUAGAACACUAUAAUAGAUGAACGUUGUUUUCAUCUUGGAUGUUUGAGCUUUCUUUACCAGUUCCAGCUCAUUAUAACUGGAAUUUCUGCUACAACUAUUGUUAGUUGCAGUCACUCGACCAAAGGCCCAAAUAUUAGAUUCAUUUUCAUCUCCCCUCCCCUUAUAAAUAUAUGUAGACUUAUUUUGUUGUUUAGUUUUAUAUCUUGUGAAAUUGGUUUAGUUCCUUUAGUUUGAAACAAUGUGUUCUUGUUCUUAUAAGUUUUAUGUAAAUCAUUUUGCAGGUUUCCUAAAAACAGGCUUGUUCCCUUUAUUGAGGGCAAAAGGCAGUGUUUUGUCAAGGUCUUUUAAUUACAGGUGUAGUUAAAAUCUAUUGUUAUUUGUUUCUUCUGGCAUAAAAUUCCCUUAUUACUGAAGCUGCAUGUUUCCGGUUUGUGAAUUAGUAAUUAAGUGAAUAAGACUGUGCAAACAAUCCAUUCUGUAUCACACAGUGUGUGAUGGUUUAUUCUCAGUAGGCUGUAACUCUUUUAUUUUUGCUUAUGAAAAUGCCAUAUGUAUUUUUACAUAGGUGAAAUUAGCUCCUUUAUACAGUUGUUAAUUAACCUUUUGUUAGUUUACUUUGAGUUUUCAUCAUAUCUUUAUCACUGACCAUUUACAGUCGAGGCUCAUAAUUCUUUCAUAACCCUCUUAGCUGCUACUUAAAAAUCUGCCAGCCAUAUCUUCUUGUUAGUAUUUCUGAAAAUACUCCCACAGAGAAAAGAAAUUUCCACUCUUACCACCGCGACCACCACCGCCACCACCUCAUAGUUGAUUAUCAGUCCGAGUGUUAAGAAUUUAUGAAUGGCCACCCCCACCCCCCAGUCAGCUAAAAGUGAUCAGUUAGUAUUGACUCAUUAUUUUCUAAGCAGGAUUAUCUCUUCUAUAAAAACCAGGAAAUUGUAUUGGGAACAAUAUUAUUUCUAAUAUUUCUCUUGUCCAAAAUGAAUGUAAUUGCAGAAGUCUUAUUGAUUAACAUUAAUAUUGGUAUUACAGCUUUUAAACUGUAAAUUGGGAAACUGUUUUCAUUUGGCAGGAUGAAUGAGAUUUUUUUCCUGUAGUUUUUAUUUAUGGUGAAAGAUUUUCUUUGAUCAAAAUUAACAACAAAUGGUUUGAUCUCUUGGCCAACAUAAAAUUCCUGUGGGGGUUGUAAUAGGUAUUUCCAAUGUAUACAUAGUCAGGAAUCAUAAGUUUUUAAUGUCUACAUUUGUAUAAAAUACAUUUUACAUUUUCGGGCUCAUUAUACUCUCAGCAGAAAGUUCCUGAUAUCGCCACCUCCUAAAACUUUUUUUCCCCAAAAAUUCCUUGUCACUCCAAACCCUAGUUUCAUAAGCACAUUGGAAAAGGAGCAAGUUUCAUAACUCCUAUUUUCCUUGCACAAAAUGCAUUAUACAAUUUUUUAAUUUUAAUUUUUUUUUCCCUUUUAGAAACCUCAGCACUCCAUAUUUUUUACUCUACUAGUUUCAAAAUACAUUUUUUGUCACAUUACAGCCAUUUAGUUUUUUUUUAUAAAUGGCACCACCUCCUUAUCAAAACAAAAAUUAGAAAUAACAAAUUAGUCAAACCCUUUCACCAGUGAUGAAGAUAAAAUCAUGGCAACUAAACAGAAUUGAAUGUGACAAGUUUCUAUUUUUUUCCCCUCAUUUGUUGCCUGUUAUGAUGGAAGGAUUUUUAAAGACAAUAUUUUUAUUGUCUUAUCAAAAGUAUAAAGAAGUAACUAACAAAGGCUAGCUUUAACUUUGGUACAUUUUGUUUUUCCACUAUCUUUUCUAGCCUUUACUCUCUCUACAUUUACUUGCACCUUAAAUUUAUUUAUUUCUAGAGCUUUCUACUCACAUGUCCCCACCAGUUAAAAGAAAAAAAAAAAAAAAAAAAAAUUCCUAAUCUUUAAUUUUUUUUUUUGCGAGAUCUGAAAGCUUCCAAGUAGUAACAUUUGACUAACAAAUUUGUUGCUCCACUUGUAAACAAUAUCUUCCUUGACCAACCUGCACUUUAACCUCUAUUUUGGUCUCAUUGGUUUAGUAUCCUAAUUUCAGCAUUCAAGCACUUGCAUCAUUACAUCAUUAUACCUAUUGUAAAAAGGAAAAAAAAAAAUUCAAAAAAUAAAAACCCAAUUCUAGCAGUGUUGCCUUAUCUCAGAAUUGAGGAAUCAUUUUUGUACAUAUAAACAUCAAGUUGUUAGUUUACUGCAGGCUUCUCCUCCAAACUACUCUAACAACAUCUGGGGAUGUAUAAACUUUCUUGGCUUCUAGAAGUUUUUCAUUCACUUUUCUUCCUUCACUUUUCCAGAAUCAAGCCCUUUUCAAUUUCUAAAGAUCAAAAAUAAAGAUUUCCAUAGUU
Molecule: messenger RNA, 6409 nt
Organism: Octopus sinensis (East Asian common octopus)
Lineage: Eukaryota; Metazoa; Mollusca; Cephalopoda; Octopoda; Octopodidae
Product: ATP-dependent RNA helicase A
Exons: 31
Coding region: 338-4021 (1227 amino acids)
Biological process (GO): positive regulation of transcription by RNA polymerase II; regulation of mRNA processing
Cellular component (GO): intracellular anatomical structure; nucleolus; ribonucleoprotein complex
Molecular function (GO): 3'-5' DNA helicase activity; double-stranded RNA binding; ATP binding
Source: RefSeq, a predicted model, not a curated record